Messenger RNA from Cynoglossus semilaevis (tongue sole), 886 nucleotides. RefSeq names its product lectin, galactoside-binding, soluble, 2b (gene lgals2b). Bases 265 to 660 code for a protein of 131 amino acids. Lineage: Eukaryota; Metazoa; Chordata; Actinopteri; Pleuronectiformes; Cynoglossidae. Gene Ontology annotation, molecular function: carbohydrate binding; galactoside binding; laminin binding. The record is from RefSeq and is a predicted model, not a curated record. The transcript is spliced from 4 exons.
CUUUCUUAUUUUGCUUUAAGGAUGAUUUUCUUUAAAAAUCAAAAUCUAAUCAACGUUGUUUAAUAUGUAACAAAACUCUUACCCAACAGUGCAGUUUCAUUCGAGGGUCAAAAUUCACCAUGGUUAUGGAGGUUUUCAUCUUUUUACAGCCUUUUUAUCCCCCGGUGUUUGCUCCCUGCCCCCAACACUAUCACUGCUAUAUAAAGAGCUCACCUUCCUGGAAGGCUUUGUCUGGACCAGCGCCACCCACUGAAGACAGCCAAGAUGAAAAUCAGGGACAUGACAUUCAAGGAGGGCCAGGAGCUCAAGAUCCGGGUCAAGCCUAAAGAUGGCUGCAGCUGCUUCUCCAUCAACAUCGGUCACAACGCAGAAAACAUCGCAAUGCACUUCAACCCCCGUUUUGACUACGGUGGCGACAACAACACCAUUGUCUUCAACACCCUGUCUGGGGGCUGCUGGGGCGAGGAGCUGCGUGAGUCCAACUUCCCCUUCCAGCAGGGAGAAGAAUGCAAGUUUCACAUCACCUUCAACAAUGAGCAGUUCUACAUCAGACUUCCCGACGGCUCCAUGAUUAACUUCCCCAACCGUCUGGGAGACGUCAAGUACCAACACUUUGACGUCAGCGGUGACGCCAGAAUUAUUGGCAUCAAGGUCAAAUAAACCUAGGCCUUCUCUUGACCUCUUCAACUUCUGACCUGUUGAAAUUGUCAGUCAAAAAUUCACCCUUUCUAACGUCGGGACAGAAGACACACCUGCGUUACAGUCUGACAGUUGUAAUCAUAGAAAAUGGACCGAAGAGGGCGCCAGAAUCAACUCUGUUAAGCGCGUGGUUUUUGUCGACAUUUCAAUGAUCACUGGGUUUGUCAAUAAAUGCUGUGAAAAAAGA